CCACCCCCUGGAUGACCCUCAAAAGCAGACUGCUGAAGCCUAACUGCUUCUUCUUACUUGUGGGACUCAAGGGAACCAGCAGGUAGACAGCGACCACUAAAGCGCAAGCAUGUCCGACCUCGAGUAUUUAACUGGAUUUGGCAAUGAAUUCGCCUCUGAAGAUCCACGAUGCCCUGGUGCACUACCAGAAGGACAGAACAAUCCCCAAGUCUGCCCCUACGGCCUAUAUGCAGAACAACUAUCUGGAUCUGCUUUUACAUGUCCCCGGCAGACUAAUAAGCGAAGCUGGCUCUACCGAAUCCUGCCUUCAGUUUGCCACAAGCCGUUUGCCCCCAUGGAGCAAGGCUAUUUAACACAUAACUGGGAUGAAGUUGAGCCUGAGCCUAAUCAGCUCCGAUGGAAGCCAUUCAUAGUUCCUAAGUCAAGUGAAAAGAAAGUCGACUUUGUCAUGGGUUUGCAUACCCUGUGUGGUGCUGGCGAUGUUAGAUCUCACAAUGGCAUUGCUGUCCAUAUUUAUGCCUGCAACAUCUCCAUGACUGACAAAUGCUUUUACAAUGCAGAUGGUGAUUUUCUUAUUGUACCACAGCUUGGAAAACUACUCAUUACAACAGAAUUUGGGAAGAUGAUGGUGGAACCAAAUGAAAUCUGUGUGAUUCAGCAAGGAAUGUGUUUCAAGGUUGAUGUAUUUGGCGAGACCAGAGGGUACAUCCUGGAGGUGUUUGGAGCCCAUUUUGAACUACCCGAUCUUGGACCAAUUGGUGCCAACGGCUUGGCCAAUCCCAGAGACUUCCUGGUUCCUGUUGCAUGUUAUGAAGAUUACAAGGCUCCCAGUGGAUAUACAGUUGUGAACAAAUACCAGGGAAAGCUGUUUGUAGCUCAGCAGGGUUUCUCUCCAUUCAAUGUGGUCGCCUGGCAUGGAAAUUAUACCCCCUACAAAUACAACCUAAAGAAUUUCAUGGUGAUAAACUGUGUUGCUUUUGACCAUGCAGACCCAUCAAUCUUUACUGUGGUGACGGCAAAGUCAACACGACCUGGAGUGGCCAUUGCAGAUUUUGUUAUCUUCCCUCCCCGCUGGGGAGUGGCAAACCACACAUUCAGACCACCCUACUAUCACAGGAACUGCAUGAGUGAAUUUAUGGGCUUGAUUAAAGGCCAUUAUGAGGCUAAAGAACAAGGGUUUCAACCAGGAGGAGGCAGUCUCCAUAGCAUCAUGACACCACAUGGACCAGAUGCAGACUGUUUCGAGAAGGCAAGCACAGCAGACCUACAGCCAGAGCGAGUUGCUGACGGGACCAUGGCAUUUAUGUUUGAGUCAUCAUUCAGCAUGGCAGUGACAAAAUGGGGCUUAGAGACCUGCAAUCGAUUGGAUAAAAAUUACCAAAACUGCUGGGAACCACUGAAAAGUCAUUUUAAUCCCAACUGGAAGAGUAGCGCCAAAUAAUCUAAGAUGGGUAGCCUCCUCUUUAGUCUGACACAGUAAUCUUUACAAAUAAUUAACUCUACUAAGAUACUUAGAGCAUCCUGCAUUGUUGCCUGCUUAGUUAUAACAUGUAAAUAAAAUAAUCUUGUAAACUCUUCUGAAACCCUA
Molecule: messenger RNA, 1588 nt
Organism: Polypterus senegalus (gray bichir)
Lineage: Eukaryota; Metazoa; Chordata; Cladistia; Polypteriformes; Polypteridae
Gene: hgd
Product: homogentisate 1,2-dioxygenase
Exons: 14
Coding region: 110-1441 (443 amino acids)
Biological process (GO): L-phenylalanine catabolic process
Cellular component (GO): cytoplasm
Molecular function (GO): homogentisate 1,2-dioxygenase activity
Source: RefSeq, a predicted model, not a curated record